This is a messenger RNA of Aspergillus brunneoviolaceus CBS 621.78, 528 nucleotides long. Its product is annotated as U6 snRNA-associated Sm-like protein LSm1. Gene Ontology annotation, molecular function: RNA cap binding. Bases 1 to 528 code for a protein of 175 amino acids. Lineage: Eukaryota; Fungi; Ascomycota; Eurotiomycetes; Eurotiales; Aspergillaceae. The transcript has 4 exons. Gene Ontology annotation, cellular component: P-body; Lsm1-7-Pat1 complex. The record is from RefSeq and is a predicted model, not a curated record. Gene Ontology annotation, biological process: deadenylation-dependent decapping of nuclear-transcribed mRNA.
AUGGAACGCCUCUCGAUCAACGAGCCCCCCGCCGGUGGCCCUCAGGGCAAUGCGCCGCAGGGAUUCCCGCCCCAGAACAACAACACCCUCGGACCCAUGACGCAUGGUCCCCCGCAGCUGCCGCCGCAGAUGUUCACCACAGCGGCUCAAUUAUUGGAUUUGACCGACAAGAAGCUUGUUUUGGUCUUGCGUGACGGAAGGAAGUUGAUUGGCGUCCUGAGAAGUUGGGAUCAGUUCGCCAACCUCGUUCUCCAAGAUACCAUCGAACGCCUCUACUCGGGGAAUCUGUACGCCGACAUCCCGCGCGGCAUCUUCCUUGUCCGUGGCGAGAACGUAUUGCUUCUCGGAGAGAUUGACCUCGACAAAGAAGACGAUGUGCCCCCUCACCUCCAACGAGCGUCGUUCCAGGAAGUGUUCGAAUUGAAGAAGCAAGAGGAGAUCAAGCGCAAAUCCAACGACAAGAAGCGACACGGCAAGUUACAGACCUUGGGAUUCGAGCCAGAACACAGCGGGGAGAUCUUAUUCUAG